This is a messenger RNA of Peniophora sp. CBMAI 1063, 1704 nucleotides long. The record is from the annotation of a GenBank genome assembly. NCBI's taxonomy places the organism in Eukaryota, Fungi, Basidiomycota, Agaricomycetes, Russulales, Peniophoraceae.
AUGUCGUCCCGCUCGCAGUCGUUGACCGCACUCUCCACGGUCGCGCUCCCGCACCUUGUAGAAGCAGCCGAGUUACUCCGACAGAACCUAACUUGGGAAAACGUCACUUUCUCGAACGCACAGAGCGCCCUACUGUUAUAUCUUGCUCUUACUCGCACUCUCCUUGCAUAUCGACAUGUGCGAGCGCGCGGACCUGUGAAUGUGCUUCAGGACGCGUACGCAUGGGCCGCGGAACGAGUACUGGCUUUAAUUGUCGCCAGCCCGUGGGUUGCGCCUAAAGUGGAGGCAGAGAUGGCCGUUGCCAAAGCGGACGUGGAGAAGAGCUUGGUACCGUCUGGUGCAGGCGUCGUGCGGCACCUCUCACUGCCGACACAGGGCCAGCCACUCGAGUGGAUUAUGGGUCAGAUGGACAUUAUGGAGGCUGUCGCCCCUCAGCAUACCGAUUAUAAGCUCGGGAAGCUUUCUGGCGCAGUUUAUCACGGCGGGCCGGAUAUGGAGAAGGUCAUCGUCGCCGCAUUCCAGCGCUACUGCGUGAGCAAUCCGCUGCACCCCGAUGCGUUCCCGGCCGUGCGCACGAUGGAGGCUGAGAUCGUGAGCAUGUGCUUGAACAUGUACAACAACCCGAGUGGCGCUGGUGCGACUACAUCCGGUGGCACGGAGAGCAUCUUGAUGGCCGUCAAGACGCAUCGCGAUUGGGCGCGCGCCACCAAAGGCAUAACGAGACCCGAGAUGGUUGUACCCGCUAGCGCGCAUGCCGCAUUCGACAAAGGGGCUGCCUACUUUGGGAUUAAGUUACACUCGAUACCGGUUGACCCCAUCACCCGUCAAGUAGACCUCAGGCGAGUGAAACGCGCUAUCAAUCCGAAUACGAUCAUGCUCGUCGGCUCAGCUAUCAACUUCCCUGACGGCUGCCAAGACGAUAUCGAAGCGCUUUCCGAUCUGGCUGUGAAGUACAAGAUCGGUUUACAUGUCGACUGCUGCCUCGGCUCAUUCAUCAUGCCGUUCCUCGAGAAGGCGGGCUUCCCGUCCAAGCUCUUCGACUUCCGUCUUCCCGGUGUGACCAGUAUCUCCUGCGAUACUCACAAGUACGGCUUCGCACCGAAAGGCAGCAGUGUGGUCAUGUAUCGCGAUAAGGAGCUGCGUAGACACCAAUACUACGUGAACCCGCAUUGGGCGGGCGGCGUCUACGCCAGCCCGGGUAUGGCAGGCUCACGGCCGGGCUCGUUGAUCGCAGGUACAUGGGCUGCGAUGACCUACAUGGGCGAGGCGGGUUACAUCGAGUCUUGCCGCUCAAUAGUGGGAACCCGCCAGUCCAUACAGGCUGCUAUCGCUUCGAACGCCUUCCCAGAAUUGCGCGUACUCGGCUCGCCACCCGGUCCCGUCGUUGCGUUCACCAGUCUGCAUCCAGACCGCCUCUCUAUCCUUGCCGUUGGGGAUGCCAUGAGCAGGAAGGGUUGGCAUCUGAAUGCGCUGCAGAACCCUGCGGCGCUGCACAUCGCUGUCACACGUUUGACCGUAGGCGUCAAGGAGACAUUCUUAGCCGAUCUCAAGGACGCGGUACGUGAGGUUAGUGACGCGUCCGCCGCGGGAGGCAAGCAAGGAAACAUGGUCGCGCUUUACGGUCUGGGGUCCAGCAGUGCCAUUGGCCCUCGCAUGGUUGGCACUCUCGUCAAUACGUUCUUAGACUCAUUGUACCAGGCCUGA